Messenger RNA from Diceros bicornis minor, 983 nucleotides. RefSeq names its product olfactory receptor 51Q1-like. Gene Ontology annotation, molecular function: olfactory receptor activity; G protein-coupled receptor activity. The coding region runs from base 1 to 945 and encodes 314 amino acids. The transcript has a single exon. Gene Ontology annotation, biological process: G protein-coupled receptor signaling pathway. Gene Ontology annotation, cellular component: membrane. NCBI's taxonomy places the organism in Eukaryota, Metazoa, Chordata, Mammalia, Perissodactyla, Rhinocerotidae. The record is from RefSeq and is a predicted model, not a curated record.
AUGUUUUCGGUUACUAACUCCACUCAAGUCCCCUUCUACUUCAUCCUCACGGGCGUCCCCGGCUUUGAGGUUUUCCACGCCUGGAUUUCCAUCCCCUUCUGUUGUCUCUACACUAUCUCUAUCAUGGGCAAUACCACCAUACUGGCUGUCAUCAGGGCAGAGCCCUCCCUACAUGAACCCAUGUACUUGUUCCUCUCUAUGUUGGCCUUAACAGACCUGGGGCUUACCCUCACCACUUUGCCUACAGUCAUGGGGAUCCUCUGGUUCAGUGCCUCAGAGAUCAGCUUUGAGGCUUGUUUUGCUCAGUUCUUCUUCCUCCAUGGAUUCUCCUUUAUGGAGUCUUCUGUGUUGUUGGCCAUGUCCUUUGACCGUUAUGUGGCCAUCUGCCACCCCCUCCGUUAUAUCUCCAUUCUCACCAACCGGGUAAUAAGCAGAAUAGGUAUAGCCAUCAUUUGCCGCUGUGUUGUGGUGGUUCUUCCAGGAUUGUUCCUGUUGAAGCAGCUUCCCUUCUGUGGCUCCAAACAUCUCUCUCAUUCCUACUGCCUCCAUCAAGAUAUGAUUCACCUGGUGUGUGCUGACACCACUAUCAAUAAUUGGUAUGGAUUUGUUGUAGCUCUGCUCAUUAUUACACUGGACCCCCUGCUCAUUGUGUUCUCCUAUGCACUCAUCCUGAGAAGUGUGCUGAGAAUUGGUUCCCAGGUUGAAAGUCUCCGGGCACUCAAUAACUGUCUGUCUCACAUUUUGGCUGUUUUUGUGCUCUAUGUGCCCAUGGUGGGAUUGUCCAUGACUCACCGCUUUGCCAAGCAUGCCCCUCCACUUGUACAUGUCAUUAUGGCCAACGUCUAUCUUCUAGCACCUCCUGUGAUGAACCCCAUUAUCUACAGUGUUAAAACCAAACAGAUUCGUCGAGCGAUUUUUCAUCUAUUCUCUCAUAGACAGUUGUAGUAGAGUGUUGAGAAGUGGGGUUUUGGUACUAUUCUUUA